CUGUUCUUCUGUUGGAGUCUGGAAUCUCUCUAUCUCGUUCCGUGUCCGUAUUUUCUUCAUGAUGAAGAAGCUUAGCCUCAACUACGGUCGGGAGGAUGGGUUGGAAACUGUACUGGAAGUAACCAUCCCGGAGGAAAUGUUCGCGUCCAACAAGAACAGCGGCAGAUCUUGGCACAAUGUGAAGUCAUGGAUGCGAUCCCAUGUCGAUAAAACAACACCCUCCGCCGUAGGCUCUCGCAGCACCGAGCUACAGCUCUUGCUAGGCGUGGUUGGUGCUCCGCUCAUCCCUCUCCCUGUUCGUAAUGAUCACUCCUUCAUCACCCGAGACAAAUUCAAAGAUCGUCCCAUUGAGUCUUCGAUGGCCAAAUACAUAGUGCAGCAGUACAUUGCGGCGACGGGAGGGGAUACUGCUUUGAAUUCGAUCAAGAGUAUGUGUGCGGUGGGGAAGGUAAAGAUGGCUGCCUCGGAAUUUAGCGGUGGGGAUGACAAAAAUGGUCACAAAGGGAUAAUGAAGGUUAACAAUAAGGGGGGAAGACAUGGACAUGGACAUGGAGGUGGAGGAGAGGUCGGAGGGUUCGUGCUGUGGCAGAAGAGGCCCGGCAAAUGGUGCUUGGAGCUGGUUCUCUCAGGUUGUAAGAUCAGCGCUGGGAGCGAUGGGAAUGUGGCGUGGAGACAAACACCUUGGCACCAUUCCCACGCUUCCAGAGGUCCACCUCGACCCCUCCGUCGAUCCUUACAGGGUCUGGAUCCGAGAUUGACGGCAAAUUUAUUCUCUGAGUCGGUGUGCAUAGGUGAGAGGAGGAUCAACGAGGAAGACUGUUUCGUGCUGAAGCUGGAAACAGAGGAAUCAUCGUUGAUGGCCAGGAGCGGCAACAACGUGGAGAUCAUCAGGCAUUCGGUGUGGGGGUACUUCAGCCAAAGGACAGGGCUGCUGGUUCAGCUUGAGGACUCCCAUCUCCUCCGUAUCAAGACCGCCAGCGACGACAGUGUCUUCUGGGAAACCACUAUGGAGUCUUUCAUCCAUGACUACCGCUGCAUUGACGGCGUCAACAUCGCCCACGCCGGCCGGACUGCCGUCUCCCUAUUCCGAUUUGGGGAGAGCUCCGAGACCCACUCCCGCACCAGGAUGGAAGAAGUCUGGACCAUCGAAGAGUUCGAUUUCAACGUCGAGGGUCUCUCUAGGGAUUUCUUCUUGCCUCCUGCUGACCUGAAGAAAGAUACAGUCAAAGAACCGCAACGGCAGCAGCAGGAAGAGCAAGAAGGGUGUGGGUAUGAUCAUCAAGUACCCAGCCCCAUUACAGCCAACGCCCGUCUCCUCCCCUUCAGGAACCGUCCGCCUUCCUCCUCCGCCAAGGUCGGCUGUUCUAAGGUAGCGGCCGUUAACGUUGAUGACUUGGAUUCAGUUCCAGUUUCAACACAAGUCGACAGUGAAGAAUUGUAGUUCUCCUCUUCCCGUCUUGUAUAUAGGAU
Telopea speciosissima is the source of this 1470-nucleotide messenger RNA. RefSeq lists its product as uncharacterized. The record is from RefSeq and is a predicted model, not a curated record. The coding region runs from base 59 to 1441 and encodes 460 amino acids. NCBI's taxonomy places the organism in Eukaryota, Viridiplantae, Streptophyta, Magnoliopsida, Proteales, Proteaceae. The transcript has 2 exons.